GUGACGCCUGCCUUUGGGAAUUCUGUGGUCCGCCGCCAAAUUCAAACAGUGAAAGAGGACAUAAGAGCGACAGGCCGCUAAAAUCCAGAGGCAAUCGACUAGUUUUACAACUGACACUUUCAGCUCAGUCAAUGGCCUCCUCAGUCAUGGAUAAUGUUGGUAAAGCUGUGAUUGGAGUUUGGCGGGCACAUACAGUCUUGGAUGAGUCUGAUGGAGCAGAGAGCUCCCCAGAAGCCCCUGACCGUUUCCGCAAACUUCGGUCCUCAUCUUCACUCAACUCUCUGAGGAUGUCACUGAGGAAGCGACUCCCACUACGAUCUGUCCAGGCCAGUUCCCUCCCUGAACGUCCUACCUGGGAAACUAUGAAGGAACAACCAAAACCCAGCACAGUCAACAAGCUUACUCGCAGCGCUCGUAACUCCAUCAAUGGAGUGUAUCAGAGGUUACAGAGGACCAGAGAGUUUUCCCGUGAGGAGUGUUUGGUAGUGACCCCGGGUCGUGACGGAGAAAAUGCUGGUGCAUCAGAUUCGUGCACCCCAAAGCGUACACCUUAUCGAGCUGCAACACCCAGACGCACACCCAGACCAGCAGCUACCCCCGGCUCCAAAGGACGAAGGACUCCUGAAGCAUCCGUACGAGGAGUGAAGACAGGAGGUGGCAGGAGGCAACUGGUUCGCAUGGCUGCUUUACGAAGUCCCUUCGCCUCCCCAAACACGCAGAGCCAGAAGCUGAAAUUUGACCAAGAUUUGGAGUCAGUUUCCAGCGGACUGAGGAGGCUCAAACAUCUUUCAAAGGCCUUUGAUGAUCUCAUUGGCAGAGACAACAGACCUGGUCCAAAGGAACGUUCUGGGGGAGUGAUGAUGAGAAAGUUGGAUCCCAACGGUAAACUCAGCCGCUCAAACCUCACACGCAGAGCCACUCGCCUCUCAGACACGCUGGGCACUUGGGCCCACACAGCUGUAAACACUGUUCGUAAACCCAACUGAACUACGGGCAUGUCUGUCUGUAUAAUACAGGACUUUUUGCAGCCAUAUUUUACACUUAUUAUGAUCGUGGCAUCACUGUUACAUAUACACAGUAUUAUCAUCAUGAUACUGGGAGACUGCUACGCUGCAGCUUGUCUUUUUCUGUGUAUCCUCUGCGUAUUUGGCAGCAUCUGUGUGUUUACAUGUCUCAGGUUAGCUUGUCGUGGGUAAUAUCCUCACUGUAGCUGCCAGAGGAAUUUCCUAUAUAUCUGUCGUAGCUGCUACAGCCAAAAUGUUUUAGUUACACUUUAAAAAUACUAAUAUUGUACUUUCUGUUCUCAUUCUUUUAGAAACCUUGUGCAACAUAAUGAAAUGUACUCUAAAGAAAUCUUGAACAAGAACUAAACUAACGCUACAUUUUCUGACAAGAGGGGAAAUGUAUUUCCUCUCCAUUUAUAUGUAUGCAAUAAAGUUACUAACACUUGUUAUGCCAUUUGAAAUAUUUUUUGAGCAUACCAAAUUAUCAAGUGUAUUUUCUAAAACUCAGUCUUUAAACGUGAAUGUUCCUUGAGGCAGAAGUUGGCACUUUUAAUGGCCCGUGGAUGAUUCAUGCACCACUACUGUACACAUAAAUCAUCUGAUAAUGUGAUGGGGGAAAGAUUUAGUGGCUCAUUACCAGAUGAUGGCUAUAAUGAUGAUGUUAUAAAGAGAUAUCCAGUAUCUUAUUAGUGACUGUCAAGCUAACGGCCUCAAAUGGAGUAAAGCUCUUCUGUGGGUUUUUCUUUUUUUCUUUUUUAUUGUAUUGGUACCUUCUAUUUCUGCAUUAAUUCGAAAAAAUGGAGAAGAGAACAUAUGUCCAAAUGUGAAAAAAAUAAAAUUUUGCCUUUUUA
Messenger RNA from Archocentrus centrarchus (flier cichlid), 1855 nucleotides. It is a transcript of the gene pimreg, whose product is annotated as PICALM interacting mitotic regulator. NCBI's taxonomy places the organism in Eukaryota, Metazoa, Chordata, Actinopteri, Cichliformes, Cichlidae. The transcript is spliced from 5 exons. Bases 132 to 986 code for a protein of 284 amino acids. The record is from RefSeq and is a predicted model, not a curated record.